Panicum virgatum (switchgrass) is the source of this 1213-nucleotide messenger RNA. Its product is annotated as protein STAR1-like. The coding region runs from base 513 to 983 and encodes 156 amino acids. NCBI's taxonomy places the organism in Eukaryota, Viridiplantae, Streptophyta, Magnoliopsida, Poales, Poaceae. Gene Ontology annotation, molecular function: phosphate transmembrane transporter activity; ATP hydrolysis activity; ATP binding. The transcript is spliced from 3 exons. The record is from RefSeq and is a predicted model, not a curated record. Gene Ontology annotation, biological process: phosphate ion transmembrane transport. Gene Ontology annotation, cellular component: membrane.
GCAAGGCGCAAAGAAAAUAAUAAUCCAUCUGUUUUCUUCCUUCUGAUUCUGAUCUGAUCUCCUCUCACUCCUAGCCUCCUAGGGGAUCUCUAAUGGGCUCAGCUUCGCGUCAGUAACCACCCCAGACGAACCAUGGCGUCGAGCUUACCAUCUCACCGGGGUCUGGCCUGCCCGACGAAGACGACGAGGUCAGGGAGCUCCUGCUGGACGUGGGCGGGCUGCUCGCCGGGGGCGGAGCAGCUGGGGCGGCGGCGCCGCAGGGAGGCGCCCCCUGCAAGAUACGGGUGCGCGAGCUGAGGCGCCGCGCGGCGGGUGGCCAGGAGAUCCUGCGCGGCGUCGACCUUGACGUGCCGCGCGGCGUGGUGGUGGGCGUCAUCGGGCCCAGCGGCAGCGGCAAGUCCACGCUGCUCCGCGCGCUCAACCGCCUCUGGGAGCCCGCCCCUGGCGCCGUGCUCCUCGACGGCGCCGACAUCUGCGGCCUCGACGUCCGCGCGCUCCGCCGCAGGGUCGGCAUGCUCUUCCAGCAACCCGCCAUGUUCGAAGGGACCGUGGCCUCGAACGUGCGCUACGGGCCGAUGCUGCGUGGCAAGAAGCUCACCGAUGCCGAAGUGCAGAACCUUCUGAGCCUGGCCGACCUGGACCCUGCCAUGUCUGCCAAGCCGGCCACCGAGCUGUCCGUCGGCCAGGCGCAGCGCGUCGCCCUGGCACGCACGCUCGCCAACGAACCCGAGGUGCUUCUGUUGGAUGAACCGACGAGCGCGCUGGACCCCAUCUCCACGCAGAACAUCGAGGACACCAUUGUGCGCCUGAAGAAGACGAGGGGGCUCACCACUGUGAUCGUCUCCCACAGCGUCAAGCAGAUCCAGCGCAUCGCGGACCUGGUGUGCCUUCUCGUCGCCAGCGAGGUCGUGGAGGUGCUUCCACCGUCCGAGCUGCACAGUGCCAAGCAUCCUAUGGCCCGGCGCUUCCUCGAGCUCAGCUAGCUAAAGAUGAUCGACUGAGCGAGUGGAAGAUCCAUGGAAAACAAAUUUGAAUAACACUAGCCUAUCAACCCAUACUCCAACACGGACUAAAUAGAAUUAAUAGACAAAUAAGUUUUAUAGCUAAUAAUUACAAUUAUCUAUUUCAUAUCCUCUUUCAUCUAUUCAAUAUUGUAAUACAUUCUCUAAAUUGCAUGUUUAUCAUUAUCUAUUAGAUUUUAUUUUGCAUCACA